Molecule: messenger RNA, 1119 nt
Organism: Prunus dulcis (almond)
Lineage: Eukaryota; Viridiplantae; Streptophyta; Magnoliopsida; Rosales; Rosaceae
Product: epoxide hydrolase 1-like
Exons: 4
Coding region: 101-1048 (315 amino acids)
Source: RefSeq, a predicted model, not a curated record
AACCUCACUUUCCCUCCCAGGUUUUAAACCCAGCUUCUGAACACAUGCUUUGAGAGCCUCAACACUGAGAAAUUUUUCACAGAGGACUUUAAACAAACACAUGGUGAACUGGGUAGCGCUGCAGAGACCCUUACUGCAUGGGCUCAUGAAAAUGGCAGGGGUGCGGCCGUACACGGUAGAGCUCGAACCUGGCACGUCCAUGAACUUUUGGGUUCCAAAUGAGACCCUCGACAAGCCCAAGAAGGGCCAGAAGCCCACCGUCAAGGCCAGCCCAACAAAGCCCGUCGUGGUCCUCGUGCACGGCUUCGCAGCCGAGGGGAUUGUCACGUGGCAGUUUCAGAUUGGCGCGUUGAGCAAAAAGUACUCAGUCUACGUCCCGGACCUCCUCUUCUUCGGCGGCUCCGCGACCGAUAAGGCGGACCGAUCACCGACUCUGCAGGCGGAAUGUUUGGCUGCGGGGUUGAGGAAGCUCGGGGUGGAGAGGUGCACGGUGGUUGGGUUUAGCUACGGCGGGAUGGUGGGGUUCAAAUUGGCCGAGCUGUACCCGGACAUGGUUCGAGCCCUGGUGGUUUCCGGCUCGAUCUUGGCUAUGACUUGCUCGGUCAGCGACGAGACCAUGGAGAGGCUUGGGUGCGGGUCUUCUUCGGAGCUUCUGCUGCCCAGCUCGGUGAAGGGGCUCAAGAACUUGCUCUCUAUUGCUGCUCAUAAGAAGCUUUAUUUUCCUGACCGGCUUCACAAGGACUUCCUCGAGGUGAUGUUCACCAACAGGAAGGAGAGAGAAGAACUCCUUGAAGGUUUAGUCAUUGAUACCAAGGACCCAACAAUCCCCAAAUUCCCACAGAGAAUACAUCUGUUGUGGGGUGAAAAUGAUCAGAUAUUCCAGCAGGAGCUUGCCCACAACAUGAAAGAGCAACUAGGAGAAAAUGCAACAUUUGAAGGCAUAAAGAAGGCGGGUCACUUGGUCCACUUGGAAAGACCUUGCGUUUACAAUAGAUGUCUCAAGCGAUUCCUUGCUUCCCUCCCCCAUGAAGAUGGAGCUCAGAAAUAAAACCCAAUCAUUCUAUGUAUUUGUCUUCUCCUUCCUAUCCUAUAUAUUGCCAACCACGAUGUUUGCUCCAA